Messenger RNA from Phytophthora nicotianae INRA-310, 849 nucleotides. RefSeq lists its product as hypothetical. The transcript has 2 exons. Lineage: Eukaryota; Oomycota; Peronosporomycetes; Peronosporales; Peronosporaceae. The coding region runs from base 196 to 723 and encodes 175 amino acids. The record is from RefSeq and is a predicted model, not a curated record.
AUUAAAUUUUACAAUUUUUACGGUCGAUAUCUUCUUCGAAACGUCGCGACGGAUCCACCCGGUGGAAGCGAGUCAUUCCUUCUUCUCCGUGGCACGAGCGACCUGUUCAACACCUUCCUACUCGAACGCCAGCUAGAUACACACCUCUCUUCUGUCCACGCCCACGCAGCUCAAGUCUUCUCCAACGCAGCAGAGAUGGCAGAUCUAGAGCGUAACGACCAGUUCGGAUUCCUGUACGAGAACCGCGACCCGUGCAAUGCCAUCGCGUUGCUACAACUCGGCGUGACGCUUGUGUCUUUCUUCUUCACGUACACCGUGUGGUGGUCGGGCCUCUUCGGCGUUAUCGUGGCUGCUAUGGGCUACUACGGCUCCGUCCAGCCCGUCAUCCAGAGCAAAGUCAGCUUCAUCCAGUUCUACUACUUCGGCAACUGCUUCAUGCUGCUGCUACAGGCCAUCUCGGCUGUGGUGUUGUUCAUCCUUGUGAGUGAGUGGAAGAAUUUUGACGCUUGGGCUUGGGGCGUCAUCAUCUUUGGCACGUUGUCCUUCGGCGUGCAGCUCUUCGUCACAUACGUGGCUAUUCAGCGUUCGCACGCGUACCGAGCGGAACUGAUGAGAAAUCCUCCGCCGGCGGAGAAUGUUUACGGAGGCAACUCGAACGGAACUGUGUACACGGCUAUGGGAGCGGGAUACAAGGCGCCAACGGCACAGAUCAAAACAAUUUAAGCAGAUGACGUAGACUUCAAGUGCAACAGGCAGCAGAAGGAUGCAUAUUUAGUCUAUAGUUCGGCUGCUGCGGAAUCGUUUGCAAUCCUGACAAUACUUCUAAGACUAUCCUGUUGAUUCUCGUUC